AUGCCCCCCAACAAGGAUGCCCCUGGCUGCCUUGGCUCUCCUCCCAGUUUGAUCUGCCUGCCACCCAUCUCUGAGGACCUCCAGUUGGUGUGGACACAGGCAGCACAGACAAGCGACCUUGAUGGCAAUCAGCAUCUGCUACAAACUUUCAGCUAUUUUCCAUACCCCAGCCUCUCUGAUCUGGCCUUGCUCUGCCUGCAUCAUGGCCUCCACAUGGAAAAGGUCAAGGCCUGGUUCAUGGCACAGCGCCUACGCUGUGGCAUCAGUUGGAGUGCAGAGGAAAUUGAAGAGACUCGAGCUCGCCUCAUCUACCAUCAGGACCAGCUUCACUUUAGCUGUCUGCUUGCCAGGAAUGAUGAUGACCCCUGGCACCAAACUUGUAAGAGUCAGGUGUAUCACCAAUCGGUUCCUACCUCUGUGCACCAUUCCACUAAAUAUCCGCCAAAUCAGCAGUCUUCCAUAACUCCCUUAAGCCACUUCACCACAGCCCAAGGAAUGAGGGAACUUGGGAGAAUCACUCAGGACAUUUGGGAAUUGAAAGGGAAUGUCUUGUCCCACCAUAACAAAGUUCAGGAGAACUGUGAACCUUCAGGAACCUCCGUGCAGCUUCACAAUGCCAAAGAAAUCCUUUCUAGUUCUUAUCUACCUACCACAACCACAACCACCAGCUUGGAUCGCAACUUCCAUAACUCUCACCCUAUGACCUGGGGUCUCACCAAAGCAUCCCUGCAGCCGGCUGAACCUGUCACCCCUGCAGUGAAUGGUGGGCAUCACCCAGUGAUUCUUCCAGCGGUCUCUUCCACCAAAGCUACCCCAUCAUCCUCUACAGCUACAGCCAAUGUUGAGUCACACAGCCUUCAGAACUAUCAGUGCCCUGUAGGGGACCAGCAGCAGGCUUCAGGUUACCUCUCGGACAUUCUUCGCAAACCUAGGCGAAAAACAAAGGAACAACUGGAUAUGUUAAAGUCCUUCUUCCUUCGUCGUCAGUGGGCCAGGAGAGAGGACUAUCACCAGCUGGAGAAGAUCACUGGGUUACCACGAGCAGAGAUCAUCCAGUGGUUUGGAGACACUCGCUAUGCCCUCAAACAUGGCCAGCUGAAAUGGUUUCGGGACAAUGCAGGACAGAACCCAGAGCCUGUUUCCUCAUUACCUUCUCACCCACCUCAUGCUCACCAUCCAGACAUAAGCCCACUGAAACGGUAUCAUGCAAGCGACCUGCAGCUGCAGGAAAACGACUUGUCGGCACUGUGCCAUGAGUCUGGCAUAGAGGCUGAGCAGGUGCUGAAGUAUUUCAAUUCACACUCACCAGCACCAUGCGAGGUAGAGGUAUGCUUGGGGGAUGAGGACGAAGUAGAUGAGGAGGUGGCAGCCGCUAUGAUAAAAGUAGAAGAUGAAGACUAUGAGGAAGAUGAUGACAAUGAGGACGAGGAGGAGGACGACGAUGAAGACUGGGUUGCCUAG
Messenger RNA from Podarcis lilfordi (Lilford's wall lizard), 1461 nucleotides. NCBI's taxonomy places the organism in Eukaryota, Metazoa, Chordata, Lepidosauria, Squamata, Lacertidae. The record is from the annotation of a GenBank genome assembly.